Pyrus x bretschneideri (Chinese white pear) is the source of this 3085-nucleotide messenger RNA. Its product is annotated as fe(2+) transport protein 1-like. The transcript has 3 exons. The coding region runs from base 571 to 1635 and encodes 354 amino acids. Gene Ontology annotation, molecular function: zinc ion transmembrane transporter activity. NCBI's taxonomy places the organism in Eukaryota, Viridiplantae, Streptophyta, Magnoliopsida, Rosales, Rosaceae. Gene Ontology annotation, cellular component: plasma membrane. Gene Ontology annotation, biological process: zinc ion transmembrane transport. The record is from RefSeq and is a predicted model, not a curated record.
ACCUCCUCACUACAAAUAUGAUUUCAACGUUUAAAUAAAAUGGUGGUCAGCGCAUUUGGUGGAUAAAAACACAUAUGUACUCCAACAUUAACGUAUUGAAGAAAAUACUAAGAUAAGACACAUCAACAACUUACGUGUAAAUUAACAAUGGUUUUAUUGUUUAGACAAACUUAAGUUUAUAAAGAAAAAACACUUCGUUUCCACAAAAGUGAAGUGGGACGAGGGCGCCGAUGUGCAAGGACGGACCACGUUGGCGCACGUCAUCCAUGCAGCUGACUAGGACGAGUUCAACUGAUGAUGUAGCACAGAAUUUUCAGCCAAACUCUGUGUAGGCCAAAACUCACCACAUGCCCACCACAGUUAUUCUUCAUCCCAGUCCGCGCCCUCCAAAAUUACCCUUCUUCACCCCCAACAUUCACCACCCCGAACCAACUAAAACAAAGCCUCUUCUCCCAAACUCCAAUCAUGGGCAUUCUAGACAUUUCACCACCAUGUUUGAACCUGUAAAAACUCGUCCUAACCUAUUUGUGUUCAACUGAAUCAGCUCCAACAAAUUCAGUUACUUUCACCAUGGCUACCAAACGCUAUGUUCUCACCAUCUUCAUCUUUCUCAUCAGCAUUGCCGGCAAUGCAGCCGCAGCGGAGUCACAACAAUGUGCGUCUAAAUCCAAAGGAGAAUGCCAUGACAAAGCACAAUCCCUAAAACUGAAGCUCAUUGCCAUAAGCUCUAUUCUAGUCACAAGCAUGAUUGGUAUCUGCCUACCCAUUCUUUCACGCAAAGUUUCGGCUCUUCAGCCUGACAAAGACUUGUUCGUAGUUGUCAAAGCAUUUGCCUCCGGCGUCAUUCUUGCAACGGGUUACAUGCACGUUUUACCCGACUCGUUUGAUUGCUUGAGAUCCGAAUGUCUGCCCGAAUCGCCUUGGAGGAAGUUCCCAUUCACAACGUUUGUGGCUAUGCUUUCGGCUUUGCUGGCUAUGAUGGUGGACUCGUUUUCGAUGAGUUACUCUAGGAAAUCUUUCCUUCGCAGAGCCGCCGCGCGCGAGGAAGAUGAGGAGAGUGCUAAAAAUAGUAGGUGCCCUGAUCAAUUAGAGCAUUUUGGUCAUGGCCAUGGGAUUAAGACUGAGGAUGGGCUCAAUGGUAAGGAUUCACAGUUGCUGAAGCAUCGUGUUGUCGCGCAGGUAUUGGAACUAGGGAUCGUAGUGCACUCGGUAGUGAUUGGAUUGUCAAUGGGGGCAUCUGAUAAUCCAUGCACAAUGAGGCCACUCAUUGCUGCCAUUUGUUUCCAUCAAUUCUUUGAAGGAAUGGGUCUAGGUGGAUGCAUACUACAGACUGAAUAUGGGAGCAAGAUUAAGGCAGUAAUGGUGUUCUUCUUCUCAACCACAACACCGUUUGGGAUUGCACUAGGAAUCGCUCUGUCGAACGUAUACAGCGACCACAGUCCAACAGCUCUAAUUGUUGUAGGGCUGCUAGAUGCUGCAUCUGCAGGGCUACUAAACUACAUGGCACUGGUUGAUCUCCUAGCAGCUGAUUUCAUGGGUCGUAAACUGCAGGCAAAUGUGAAGCUCCAAACAUGGUCUUACAUUGCAGUUCUAUUAGGUAUAGGAGGGAUGUCAUUAAUGGCCAAAUGGGCAUAAAAAAUUAGCAGUAGCAGUUCAACAAUAAUGUCAGAUAGGAUUGUGCUGCUUUUUGUAGUGACUGUUUUGGAUGUAGAGUAGGGACAAACAUUCUGAGAUAAUUUUAUUCUUUUAUUUUUUUUUUUUUUUUACUGUGGCAACAAGUUUGAAGCCUUGGUAUUUCUAUUAAAAUUUUAGAUAGACGGUUAAUCAUUUUGAUAUUAUUCAUACUUAAUCAUCCGUGCAAUCAAUUUGUGAGGUUUUAUGUGAAAAAUGUCUCGAUGGAAUUAGAAAUAUUAUCCAACAUUGUCCAACCAAUUUCUUUUUCUGUCUUCUUUCACAACAUUAGUUUGUAUCGUAACAGGAUAGCAAUGAAGACAGUAAAGAAACCAAGAAUUCAUAAUUUCAAUAAAUGAACACUAAAAAAUCAAAGUACCAACCAACUACACAACAACAAUCAAGCGCAUUUUCUCAUUAGGUGGGAUCAGCCGAAAAAUACUCACCAAGCCUCAAGAAAAAUAAAAAAAUUUAACAACCAACAAAACACAAUAGAAGAAAUUAACACAUUAAAAGAUGAACAAGGAACGACUAACGAACAAGAACAAGCAGAAGCCAAAUGAAAACAGAAACGAACCCACAAUGAAAGUAAAUUUUUUUUUUACGGAGUAGUAGAGAAAUCAUACAAAAGGAGAAGCGGUAGAGAUGAAGAGGCGACAAAUAAAUCGAUACUAAACAAGAGUGGAUUUAACUCAGAGAGAUCAAACCCGCUCUAAUAUCAGGUUAGCAAAUCAAGGACGAGAAAAAGAAGAAUAAAUUGCAAACUCUGAAUCUUAUUCUACAGACAAAAUUAAAGGAGAACACUACACAAUCUCCAAGAUGGCUUAAUCUGAGGAAAACUACAUGUCGUUGGACUUAAUUGCUACAAAAUUACAAGAGUGUACAUAAAGGCUAAUAAAACAAAUAGGAAAUCAAUCAUAAACCUUAACAACAAACGGAAAAACAAUCAUAAUCCGUAUUCUAUUAAAAAAAAAAAUGUAAUGUGUACCAGAAAUACCUUAACAUGAUAGAUUCCUAACUUGCUAACUUUUCCAUCAAUAAUCACUCAAGAUCAUUGUCAAGUCAAGUCAACCAAUUAGAUUCUCAAUAUUGAGUGCGAAAUGCAAGAGAGCGAUUGGCCUGGCCCCGAUUUUUCAUCGUAUGAAAAUCAAGCUGACAUCCCCCUCCAUUCAGAUGAUGGCUCUUGGCAAAAUAUAUCGACUCUUCAUUUUCACAUGAUAAAAAAUAAGAGCUAGGCAAGUCGCUCUGAAAACGCACAGGCAAAGAAGAUCAAAGUUUGUGUUUGUGGAUUGGGACGCAAAUCGGGUCUCACCAUAAAUUGGCCUUAUGAAAAUUUUCUUUGCGUGACCAUAUAAAUACAAGAAAAACAAUAUUCACGACCACAUUUGAUGGACUAAUGAGCCGAAUAAGAGUC